This is a messenger RNA of Lodderomyces theae, 399 nucleotides long. RefSeq names its product sulfiredoxin. Gene Ontology annotation, cellular component: cytoplasm. The coding region runs from base 1 to 399 and encodes 132 amino acids. Gene Ontology annotation, molecular function: sulfiredoxin activity. The record is from RefSeq and is a predicted model, not a curated record. NCBI's taxonomy places the organism in Eukaryota, Fungi, Ascomycota, Pichiomycetes, Serinales, Debaryomycetaceae. The transcript has a single exon. Gene Ontology annotation, biological process: cellular response to oxidative stress.
AUGUCCAUUCAGACCAGGGGAUUAAAGGAAGAGUACGUUCCAUUGCAUGAAAUCAAGAGACCGAUUCCGCCAGUACUAGACUAUCAAAAGAUCGAUGCUAUGGUUUCCACGUUAAAGGGAAUUCCAAUGAGUUCUGCAACUUGUAAAAUCGAAGACAUAACAGUGGGGGAACUACCUCCAAUUGAUGUUUUCAAAAUUAGACACCAGGGAAGGACACAUUAUUUUGCUUUUGGUGGUUGUCAUAGAUUCCAAGCAUACGAUAGGCUAAGUCAAGAGGAUACUAGCAAAGAGAUGUUAGUCAAGAGUAGAAUAAUACCUGCUACCAAAAAAACGUUGGAGCUAUACUUGGGUUCAUCUGUAGAGGUGAUGUUUGAAGAGAUAGAGAAAGAGAAGAAAUAA